CACAAACUCAAUAAUUUGCCUAAUCUCUACUCACAGCGUCUCUCUCUCUCUCUCUCUGCAUUUGUGGUGCUCAGUCUCUGUCAUGGCUACUCAAGGUCAAGUCAUUACCUGCAAAGCGGCGGUGGCCUGGGAACCCAAUAAGCCACUGGUGAUCGAGGACGUGCAGGUGGCUCCGCCGCAGGCCGGUGAGGUUCGAGUCAAGAUCCUCUUCACUGCUCUCUGCCACACUGAUGCCUACACUUGGAGUGGCAAGGACCCUGAAGGUCUCUUCCCAUGCAUUCUUGGCCAUGAGGCCGCUGGGAUUGUGGAGAGUGUUGGCGAAGGUGUAACUGAAGUUCAGCCUGGGGACCAUGUUAUUCCCUGUUACCAGGCAGAAUGUCGAGAAUGCAAGUUUUGCAAAUCUGGGAAGACAAACCUCUGCGGAAAAGUUCGUUCUGCAACUGGAGUUGGCAUCAUGAUGAGUGAUCGCAAGAGCCGUUUCUCUGUAAAUGGAAAGCCUAUCUAUCAUUUCAUGGGAACCUCAACAUUUAGCCAGUAUACCGUUGUUCAUGAUGUCAGUGUUGCAAAGAUUGAUCCAAAAGCUCCUUUGGAGAAAGUAUGCCUUCUGGGGUGUGGUGUUCCUACUGGGCUUGGAGCUGUUUGGAACACAGCAAAAGUAGAACCAGGUUCAAUAGUUGCUGUUUUUGGCCUUGGAACUGUUGGCCUUGCGGUUGCAGAGGGUGCAAAGGCAGCUGGUGCUUCACGAAUCAUUGGCAUAGAUAUUGACAGCAAAAAGUAUGAUGUAGCUAAGAAUUUUGGAGUUUCCGAAUUUGUGAAUCCAAAGGACCAUGAUAAGCCAAUUCAGCAGGUUCUUGUUGAUCUCACGGACGGUGGUGUUGACUACAGUUUCGAGUGCAUUGGAAAUGUCUCGGUGAUGAGGGCCGCUUUGGAAUGCUGCCAUAAGGGCUGGGGAACAUCCGUUAUCGUGGGCGUUGCAGCAUCUGGGCAGGAGAUAUCCACCCGUCCUUUUCAGUUGGUGACCGGUCGCGUCUGGAAAGGCACAGCUUUUGGUGGUUUUAAGAGCCGUUCACAGGUUCCUUGGCUAGUAGAGAAGUAUUUGAAGAAGGAAAUAAAGGUUGAUGAGUACAUAACUCACAAUUUGACUCUUGGGGAGAUCAACAAGGCAUUUGAUCUGAUGCAUGAAGGGGGUUGUCUCCGGUGCGUGCUUGCAACGGAGGCAUAAAGCGAGCCUCUCAGUCUUAUGGCAAGUUACUUGUGAAAUAGUAGACUUCUUUUUUUGAAGUAAAAAUAUGUGAGUGUAUGCCGGUGAUCAAUAAAAUCCCUCUUUAAGUCUUAAGCCGUGUCUCUUUUGCUGCCUUAUCUACCAAGUAUGUAUAUGAAUUUAUGAAUGCGAGUUCUUUCAUUGUGGUACUGAGCAUUCAUGCAUUGAUGAUAUGUGAUGAACAAAGUGCCUGUUUUUCUAUUUCAUCACAAGCUUGCCUCA
This is a messenger RNA of Corylus avellana, 1483 nucleotides long. RefSeq names its product GroES-like zinc-binding dehydrogenase family protein (gene HOT5). The record is from RefSeq and is a predicted model, not a curated record. Gene Ontology annotation, molecular function: zinc ion binding; alcohol dehydrogenase (NAD+) activity; S-(hydroxymethyl)glutathione dehydrogenase [NAD(P)+] activity. Lineage: Eukaryota; Viridiplantae; Streptophyta; Magnoliopsida; Fagales; Betulaceae. Gene Ontology annotation, cellular component: cytosol. Gene Ontology annotation, biological process: formaldehyde catabolic process.